Molecule: messenger RNA, 7485 nt
Organism: Prorocentrum cordatum
Lineage: Eukaryota; Dinophyceae; Prorocentrales; Prorocentraceae
Source: the annotation of a GenBank genome assembly
CGUGACGGAAAGAAGCAGCACGACCUCUCCGUACAGUACGACCGUCACUUACACUUCACCUCUCACGGCGACCGGCACAGCCUCUCCGACGAGCACCGCGGGCAUCAGCGUGUCGGAAAGCAUCAGCGCGACCUUUCCGUACAGUACGACCGUCACCUACACUUCACCUCUCACGGCGACCGGCACAGCCUCUUCGACGAGCACCGCGGGCAUCAGCAUGACGGAAAGCAGCAGCAGGACCUUUCCGUACAGUACGACCGUCACCUACACUUCGCCUCUCACGGCGACUGCCACAGCCUCUCCGACGAGCACCGCGGGCAUCAGCAUGACGGAAAGCAGCAGCACGACCUCUCCGUACAGUACGACCGUCACCUACACUUCACCUCUCACGGCGACUGGCACAGCCUCUUCGACGAGCACCCCGGGCAUCAGCGUGACGGAAAGCAGCAGCACGACCUCUCCGUACAGUACGACCGUCACCUAUAUUUCUUCUCUCACGGCGACCGUCACAGCCUCUUCGACGAGCACCGCGGGCAUCAGCGUGUCGGACAGCAGCAGCACGACCUCUCCGUACAGUACGACCGUCACCUACGUUUCACCUCUCACGGCGACUGCCACAGCCUCUUCGACAAGCACCGCGGGCAUCAGCGUGACGGAAAGCAGCAGCGCGACCUCUCCGUACAGUACGACCGUCACCUACACUUCACCUCUCACGGCGACCGGCACAGCCUCUUCGACGAGCACCGCGGGCAUCAGCGUGACGGAAAGCAGCAGCACGACCUCUCCGUACAGUACGACCGUCACCUAUAUUUCUUCUCUCACGGCGACUGGCACAGCCUCUUCGACGAGCACCGCGGGCAUCAGCGUGACGGAAAGCAGCAGCACGACCUCUCCGUACAGUACGACCGUCACCUAUACUUCACCUCUCGCGACGACCGGCACAGCCUCUUCGACGAGCACCGCGGGCAUCAGCGUGACGGAAAGCAGCAGCGCGACCUCUCCGUACAGUACGACCGUCACCUACACUUCACCUCUCACGACGACCGCCACAGCCUCUCCGACGAGCACCGCGGGCAUCAGCGUGUCGGACAGCAGCAGCACGACCUCUCCGUACAGUACGACCGUCACCUACACUUCACCUCUCACGGCGGCUGGCACAGCCUCUUCGACGAGCACCGCGGGCAUCAGCGUGACGGAAAGCAGCAGCACGACCUCUCCGUACAGUACGACCGUCACCUACACUUCACCUCUUACGGCGACCAGCACAUCCUCUUCGACGAGCACCGCGGGCAUCAGCAUGACGGAAAGCAGCGGCGCGACAUCUCCCGUGACGGAAAGCAGCAGCGCGACCUCUCCGCACAGUACGACCGUCACCUACACGUCACCUCUCACGGCGACCGUCACAGCCUCUUCGACGAGCACCGCGGGCAUCAGCGUGACGGAAAGAAGCAGCACGACCUCUCCGUACAGUACGACCGUCACCUACACUUCACUUGUCACGGCGACCAGCACAUCCUCUUCGACGAGCACCGCGGGCAUCAGCGUGACGGAAAGCAGCAGCACGACCUCUCCGCACAGUACGACCGUCACCUACACUUCACCUCUCACGGCGACCGCCACAGCCUCUCCGACGAGCACCGCGGGCAUCAGCGUGACGGAAAGCAGCAGCGCGACCUCUCCGUACAGUACGACCGUCACUUACACUUCACCUCCCAUGGCGACCGCCACAGCCUCUCCGACGAGCACCGCGGGCAUCAGCGUGACGGAAAGCAUCAGCACGACCUCUCCAUACAGUACGACCGUCACCUACACUUCACCUCUCACGGCGACCGCCACCGCUUCUUCGACGAGCACCGCGGGCAUCAGCGUGUCGGAAAGCAGCAGCACGACCUCUCCGUACAGUACGACCGUCACCUACACUUCACCUCUCGCGACGACCGUCACAGCCUCUUCGACGAGCACCGCGGGCAUCAGCGUGACGGAAAGCAGCAGCGCGACCUCUCCGUACAGUACGACCGUCACCUACACUUCACCUCUCACGGCGACCGCCACAGCCUCUCCGACGAGCACCGCGGGCAUCAGCUUGUCGGAAAGCAGCAGCACUAUCUCCCCGUACAGUACGACCGUCACCUACACUUCACCUCUCGCGACGACCGUCACAGCCUCUUCGACGAGCACCGCGGGCAUCAGCGUGACGGAAAGCAGCAGCGCGACCUCUCCGUACAGUACGACCGUCACUUACACUUCACCUCUCACGGCGACCGCCACAGCCUCUUCGACGAGCACCGCGUCCACAUCAAGUCUCACGAUGACCAGCACGAACUCUCCAGUGAGUACCACUGCUGGCAGCACGACGGAUACCAUGAGCACGAGCUCCUCUUUUCACAGCACGACCGUCACGUCCACGUCGAGUCUUGCGAUGACCAGCACGAGCUCUCCAAUGAGUACCACUGGCGGCGGCGCGACGGAUGCCAUGAGCACGAGCUCCUCUGUUCACAGCACGACCGUCACGUCCACGUCAAGUAUCACGAUGACCAGCACGAACUCUCCAAUGAGUACCACUGGCGGCAGCACGACGGGUACCAUGAGCACGAGCUCCUCUGCUCACAGCACGACCGUCACGUCCACAUCAAGUCACACGAUGACCAGCACGAGCUCUCCAACGAGUACCACCGGCAGCAGGGCGACGGAUACCAUGAGCAGGAACUCCUCUGUUCGCAGCACGACCGUCACGUCCACGUCAAGUGUCACGAUGACCAGCACGAGCUCUUCAAUGAGCACCACUGGCGGCAGCGCAACGGAUACCAUGAGAAGGAACUCCUCUGUCCACAGCACGACCGUCACGUCCACGUCGAGUCGUGCGAUGACCAGCACGGACUCUCCAAUGAGCACCACUGGCAGCAGCACGACGGAUACCAUGAGCACGAGCUCCUCUGUUCACAGCACGACCGUCACGUCCACGUCGAGUCUCGCGAUGACCAGCACGAGCUCUCCAAUGAGCACCACUGGCGGCAGCACGACGGAUGCCAUGAGCACGAGCUCCUCUUUCCACAGCACGACCGUCACGUCCACGUCGAGUCACACGAUGACCAGCACGAGCUCUCCAAUGAGUACCACUGGCGGCAGCACAACGGAUACCAUGAGAAGGAACUCCUCUGUUCGCAGCACGACCGUCACGUCCACGUCAAGUGUCACGAUGACCAGCACGAGCUCUCCAACGAGUACCACCGGCAGCAGCGCGACGGAUACCAUGAGCAUGAAUUUCUCUGUUCACAGCACGACCGUCACGUCCACGUCGAGUCUCACGAUGAGCAGCAGAAACUCUCCAAUGAGUACCACUGGCGCCAGCACGACGGAUACCAUGAGCACGAGCUCCUCUUUUCACAGCACGACCGUCACGUCCACAUCAAGUCACACGAUGACCAGCACGAGCUCUCCAAUGAGUACCACUGGCGGCAGCGCGACGGAUGCCAUGAGCACGAGCUCCUCUGUUCACAGCACGACUGUCACGUCCACGUCGAGUCGUGCGAUGACCAGCAUGAGCUCUCCAAUGAGCACCACUGGCAGCAGCGCGACGGAUACCAUGAGCAGAAACUCCUCUGUUCACAGCACGACCGUCACGUCCACGUCGAGUCGUGCGAUGACCAGCACGAACUCUCCAAUGAGUACCACUGGCAGCAGCGCGACGGAUACCUUGAGCACGAGCUCCUCUGUUCACAGCACGACCGUCACGUACACAUCAAGUCACACCAUGACCAGCACGAGCUCUCCAAUGAGUACCACCGGCGGCAGCACGACGGAUGCCAUGAGCACGAGCUCCUCUGUUCACAGCACGACCGUCGCGUCCACGUCCACUUACAAUUCACCUCUCACGGCGACCGGCACAGCCUCCUCGACGAGCACCGGGGGCACCAGCGUGACGGAAAGCAGCAGCGCGACAUCUCCGUACAGUACGACCGUCACCUACAUUUCACUUCUCACGGCGACCGGCACCGCGGGCGUGACGGAAAGCAGCAGCACGACCUCACCGUACAGUACGACCGUCACCUACACUUCAGCUCUCACGGCGACCGGCACCGCCUCCUCGACGAGCACCGCGGGCAUCAGCGUGACGGAAAGCAGCGGCAGGACCUCUCCGUACAGUACGACCGUCACCUACAAUUCACCUCUCACGGCGACCAGCACAGCCUUUUCGACGAGCACCGCGGGCAUCAGCGUGACGGAAAGCAGCAGCACGACCUCUCCGUACAGUACGACCGUCACCUACAAUUCACCUCUCACGGCGACCAGCACAGCCUUUUCGACGAGCACCGCGGGCAUCAGCGUGACGGAAAGCAGCGGCAGGACCUCUCCGUACAGUACGACCGUCACCUACAAUUCACCUCUCACGGCGACCGGCACAGCCUCUUCGACGAGCACCGCGGGCAUCAGCGUGACGGAAAGCAGCAGCACGACCUCUCCGUACAGUUCGACCGUCACCUACAAUUCACCUCUCACGGCGACCGGCACAGCCUCUUCGACGAGCACCGCGGGCAUCAGCGUGACGGAAAGCAGCAGCACGACCUCUCCGUACAGUUCGACCGUCACCUACAAUUCACCUCUCACGGCGACCGGCACAGCCUCUUCGACGAGCACCGCGGGCAUCAGCGUGACGGAAAGCAGCAGCACGAACUCUCCGUACAGUACGACUGCCACAGACUCUUCGACGAGCACCGCGGGCAUCAGCGUGACGCAAAGCAGCAGCACGAACGCUCCAAUGAGUACCACUGGCCGCAGCGCGACGGUUACCAUGAGCACGAGCUCCUCUGUUCACAGCACGACCGUCGCGUCCACGACAAGUCUCGCGAUAACCAGCACGAGCUCUCCACUGAGCACCACUGGCAGCAGCAAGGCGGAUACCGUGAGCACGAGCACGAGCUCUCCAAUGAGUACCACUGGCGGCGGCGCGACGGAUACCAUGAGCACGAGCUCCUCUUUUUACAGUACGACCGUCACGUCCACACCAAGUCACACGAUGGCCAGCACGAGCUCUCCAAUGAGUACCACUGGCGGCAGCACAACGGAUACCAUGAGCACGAGCUCCUCUGUUCACAGCACGACCGUCACGUCCACGUCAAGUGUCACGAUGACCAGCACGAACUCUCCAAUGAGCACCACUGGCAGCAGCGCGACGGAUACCAUGAGCAGGAACUCCUCUGUUCACAGCACGACUGUCACGUCCACGUCAAGUCUCACGAUGAGCAGCAGAAACUCUCCAAUGAGUACCACUGGCGGCAGCACGACGGAUACCAUGAGCACGAGCUCCUCUUUUCACAGCGCGACCGUCGCGUCCACAUCAAGUCACACGAUGACCAGCACGAGCUCUCCAAUGAGUACCACUGGCGGCAGCGCGACGGAUGCCAUGAGCACGAGCUCCUCUGUUCACAGCACGACCGUCACGUCCACGUCGAGUCGUGCGAUGACCAGCACGAGCUCUCCAAUAAGCACCACUGGCAGCAGCACGACGGAUGCCAUGAGCAGGACCUCCUCUGUUCACAGCACGACCGUCACGUCCACGUCGAGUCUUGCGAUGACCAGCACGAGCCCUCCAAUGAGCACCACUGGCAGCAGCACGACGGAUACCGUGAGCACGAGUCUCACGAUGACCAGUACGAGCUCUCCAAUGAGCACCACUGGCGGCAGCACGACGGGUACCAUGAGCACGAGCUCCUCUUUCCACAGCACGACCGUCACGUCCACAUCAAGUCACACGAUGACCAGCACGAGCUCUCCAAUGAGUACCACUGGCGGCAGCGCAACGGAUACCAUGAGAAGGAACUCCUCUGUUCGCAGCACGACCGUCACGUCCACGUCAAGUGUUACGAUGACCAGCACGAGCUCUCCAACGAGUACCACUGGCAGCAGCGCGACGGAUACCAUGAGCAUGGACUCCUCUGUUCACAGCACGACCGUCACGUCCACGUCGAGUCUCACGAUGAGCAGCAGAAACUCUCCAAUGAGUACCACUGGCGCCAGCACGACGGAUACCAUGAGCACGAGCUCCUUUUUUCACAGCACGACCGUCACGUCCACAUCAAGUCACACGAUGACCAGCACGAGCUCUCCAAUGAGUACCACUGGCGGCAGCGCGACGGAUGCCAUGAGCACGAGCUCCUCUGUUCACAGCACGACAGUCACGUCCACGUCGAGUCGAGCGAUGACCAGCAAGAGCUCUCCAAUGAGCACCACUGGCAGCAGCGCGACGGAUACCAUGAGCAGGAACUCCUCUGUUCACAGCACGACCGUCACGUCCACGUCGAGUCGUGCGAUGACCAGCACGAACUCUCCAAUGAGUACCACUGGCAGCAGCGCGACGGAUACCUUGAGCACGAGCUCCUCUGUUCACAGCACGACCGUCACGUACACAUCAAGUCACACCAUGACCAGCACGAGCUCUCCAAUGAGUACCACCGGCGGCAGCACGACGGAUGCCAUGAGCACGAGCUCCUCUGUUCACAGCACGACCGUCGCGUCCACGUCCACUUACAAUUCACCUCUCACGGCGACCGGCACAGCCUCCUCGACGAGCACCGGGGGCACCAGCGUGACGGAAAGCAGCAGCGCGACAUCUCCGUACAGUACGACCGUCACCUACAUUUCACUUCUCACGGCGACCGGCACCGCGGGCGUGACGGAAAGCAGCAGCACGACCUCACCGUACAGUACGACCGUCACCUACACUUCAGCUCUCACGGCGACUGGCACCGCCUCCUCGACGAGCACCGCAGGCAUCAGCGUGACGGAAAGCAGCGGCAGGACCUCUCCGUACAGUACGACCGUCACCUACAAUUCACCUCUCACGGCGACCAGCACAGCCUCUUCGACGAGCACCGCAGGCAUCAGCGUGACGGAAAGCAGCGGCAGGACCUCUCCGUACAGUACGACCGUCACCUACAAUUCACCUCUCACGGCGACCAGCACAGCCUUUUCGACGAGCACCGCGGGCAUCAGCGUGACAGAAAGCAGCAGCACGACCUCUCCAUACAGUACGACCGUCACCUAUCUUUCACCUCUCACGGCGACCGGCACAGCCUCUUCGACGAGCACCGCGGGCAUCAGCGUGACGGAAAGCAGCAGCACGACCUCUCCGUACAGUUCGACCGUCACCUACAAUUCACCUCUCACGGCGACCGGCACAGCCUCUUCGACGAGCACCGCGGGCAUCAGCGUGACGGAAAGCAGCAGCACGAACUCUCCGUACAGUACGACUGCCACAGAUUCUUCGACGAGCACCGCGGGCAUCAGCGUGACGCAAAGCAGCAGCACGAAUUUUCCAAUGAGUACCACUGGCCGCAGCGCGACGGUUACCAUGAGCACGAGCUCCUCUGUUCACAGCACGACCGUCGCGUCCACGUCAAGUCUCGCGAUAACCAGCACGAGCUCUCCACUGAGCACCACUGGCAUCAGCAAGACGGAUACCGUGAGCACGAGGUCCUCUAUUCAUAG